UUAUUUCUUUGAAGGUAACUAUUGAGUAGAAGAAAUCGUCAUGCCCGUGCCUAAACAAGGGAAGCAAGACGGGAAGAACCUCCCAACAGUCAAAAUCUCUGGGUAUUUCCCUUAUUACAAUUCUUCUGAACCAGACAGGAGACCUGAUGAUGAAGAUGAGGAUAACUAUGACAAUGACGUGGAUGACUUUUAUGAGUUCAAUGAAGACUUUGAGUGUAUAUCCACUCCAACAAGGGAGCGUAUCAUGAUAAGGAAAGGGGGCAAGAACAAAGAGAUCAAAGUCAAGGGAAAAUUCAUGGUGGAUGGACCUUGGUUCAUCAUCUCCUUUGAUGCUGUUUUGGUGAACAAUGUCUACCAUGUUCAGGGGACACCUACAUACUCUCUCCGAAUGGAGAUGGGGACGAAUGGCGAGGACAUCCUGAACAAGCUGCUCAAGUACUCUUUCGGCUUUCCAAGCCCGAAAAUUCCUGAGGGCCAGAUGAAGGAAGCCUUUUUGACCUACUUCAAUCAGUGCCGUAGUAGGAAUAAGGUGAAGAACUUCACCUUCAAUCAGUUCUUCAAGGCAUUGGAAGAAGCCUUGAAGAUGGAGGUAGACCCCGAUUCAAAACUGUUGAUACAGGCAGCUAAGAAAAUGAUCUAUCGGUUUGAUCCAUUCAAUAAAUGCUUUCGUGGUGUACCUCAUGACCGGGAGGAGGAGGAGAAGAAGAAGCAAUCCAAAUUUGACCUACGGUACAUCUACAGAUGUUACAAGUGUCCGGUACUCUUUAGAGUGCUCCCUCUGUUGAUGGAGAAGGAAGCAUUGGCUAUCCUGUCAACGGAUAUAUUGAGUGACCUGGAAGAUCUUGAAUCGGUGCUCAAAAACUCCCCUGAAGACCUAGGAUUUUAUACGACCAUGCAAGAGCACGGCUGGGGACGGGUGGAGGCUUCCUUCCAAGGCUUCGUGAAAGCUGGCUUGAUACCGGCCAACCUCUUCAAAUGCACCCAAGACUCUACACAACAAGGCCUAUCUUCCAAACCACCCAGUAACCGGAAGUGCCACCAUGAUGAACCCUCUACAUCCACUGCUCACCAAGACAACGCAGGCACCUCAUCAUCCAGACAAACCAAAAGACCAUUACCUUUAUCUGUCACGAUGGCUAAGGCGAUAAAGGACUAUGACUUGGUCAAGUCCUUAUGCAGGGAAGGAAAACACACAUUUGUGAAGGAUUACAUGAUGAGAAAGGCUUGGCAUAGAGAUGCCUGUUGUCCAAAUGUUCCCUUUGGUCACAUCAAAGAGGAUCAUUUUGUGGAGCUUCAGAAGAGAGACGUGGUGACUAUCGAAGAAAGAAUACCCCAAUCUGAAACAAUGUACCACUGGAACAGAUAUCGCCGAUAUGAGGAGAAGAUUGCACGUGCACUGGUAUCAGAUCUGCUUCACCAAACUGUUGCCAAUCAGUCUACCCCACCCACAGAAGAAUUCUCAGAGUUCAACCUCGAUGAAUACCAACUCCCGGCUGUCAUGCACAUGUGGAAGUCUCCAGUGUCGAUCAUCCUCGGCAGGGGAGGCUGUGGCAAGACUCAUGUUGUAGCCUCCUAUAUUUCCAAGUACCUCGAAUACAAGGAGAAUGAAAGGAAGCUUAAAAUAGAGAAAGCUGCGCAAGAUGGUAACCAGGAAGCUACUGAUGAGGCUUCAGAUGGUGAGGAGAAAGACGAAGAAGAGGAUUUACCACUGGUCCUCUUGACAGCCCCUACCGGCCGUGCAGCCUCCAUCAUCGGAAGACGCACCGGGCUUAAAGCGAAGACGCUUCAUAGCGUUUUGGGUACUGCCCGCAAUUCUAAACCAAAGAACUUCAUCUACAGGAAGGUUGAGAUCCUCGUCGUUGAUGAAUGCAGUCUGGUUCCUAUCUCUGUCUUGUCAGGAGUCUUGAGUGCACUUCUUAGACAUAGCCUCAAGAAGGUCAUCUUCCUUGGAGACCCUCAUCAGCUUCCUUCCAUCGAUCCAGGAAACUUCCUUCAAGACAUCAUCAAAGUGUUUAAGGAAACCAACAGUGACUGUAUCCAUACACUGAAGAAAAACCACAGGACCGACGAGGGCGGCAGACUCAUCAAUGAGAACUCGAGGAAAAUAGCCGAAGAGAAACGGAGCGACCUUCAAUAUCAACCUGACAUGUUUGAAUUGUUGGACACCUCGGCACGUCAAGCUGGAAAUGGUCUAGAUCAGACGAUAAAGACCUUGCUCGAAAGCAAGCCCCAAUUCAAAGAUGACAGAAACUCACAGUUUGUUGCAUUCAGAAACGUUGACGUCAAGGACAUCAAUGGGAUUUGCUGUCGUCACUACGCUGCCCAUGCCCCGUAUAAGAAAGGAGGCGGGCUUGACCUCCACAUCCACGACAAGAUCUGUGCUCGAAAGAACGGUACUAUUGUAGUCCAUGGGGAAUAUGAUCCAAAGGCCAAGGAGAAGAAGAAGAAAGAAAGAGAGAGGGACGGUGAAGCAGGCUCAAGCAAGGAUGAUGGGGAUGAUGGCUGUAGAAUUAGACGCAUCAAUAAUGGAGACACUUUCUUCAUCAAAAAUUGGAGGGUGGAGGUGGAACAGAACAAGAAGAGGGAUAUUGUUACUCUCCAGUCACUGGACGAAGAAGAAGGAAAGGUGUUUGAGGUCAACUUGAGAGAUCUGAUACGGAAGUUUAAGAUAGAGUAUGCUUGGGCUCGGACAAUCAACACCUACCAGGGAUCUGAGACAGACCACAUUGUCUACGUCCUCAGUCCGAACUCUCCUUACGAGAACCGGCAGCACCUCUACACUGCCAUCACAAGAGGGCGCAAAGGAUGCAUCAUCAUCGGGACACCAUCCCGCCUAAUCACAGUCAUCAAGAAGGAUCCUAGAGAAAGAUUCACAAGUCUAGCAAGGUUCCUAAAAGAAAACCUUGCUGAACCCCUGUUCUCAAGGUGUAAUUAUCCUGGACAGGCGGAUCCAAGAACACCAGAGAGACAAGCACCAAACAACUUCUCCGGGUCUAACACAGGAGUUUCGGCAUCAAGCCCGUGCCUGAAGAGUCUGGCACAAGAAUGGUCUGUGAGGAGAUCACCUUUACACCUACCAGCGGGUUCAAAUCCAUCUACUCCUGCAUCUGGUCAGCACCAACCGAACCAGUGGAGAAUGUGUGAAGAGCUUGCCAACAGUCUUAUAUCCAAUGGCCAUUCAACCUCGAGAGCAGUUCCAGUCUCUGGAUGUGAGUCAUCUUCAAGAUCCAAUGGCCCAUCAACCUCAAAAGCGGUUCUAGUUUCGGGAUGCGAGUCAUCUUCAAUACCCAAUGGCCCAUCAUUCUCAAGAGCACUUCCAGUCUCAGGAUGCGAGUCAUUUUCAAGAUCCAAUGUUCCAGCAACCUCAAGAGCAGUUCCAGUCUCUGAAUGUGAGUCAUUUUCAAGGUCCAAUGGCCCAUCAACCUCAAGUGCGGUUCUUGAAUCUGGAUGCGAGUCAUCUUCACCUGGGUGCAUGUCGUUAGUGGGCCCCGUAAAUGGAUGUGGUCCAUCAGCACGAGCCACGCCUGCUUGCAAUCAACUAUCAGGAAACUCCAGAGGUAGCCCAUCAGUAGGUCCCUCCACUACAAACACAUCAUCUACACACAAAGCACGACCAGUGACCGCUAAUAAAAGUAACCCAUCCAUAGCACCAACAGGAACCUCUAAUGGAUGGAGCCCAUCAGAAAAGCCCUCACAUGGAUACCAACCACUACCAGGAACAUCUAAUAGAGAAAGCCCAUCAGUAAGGCCCUCAUCUGGAUACCAACCACUACCAGGAACACCUAAUAGAGGUAGCCCAUCAGUAAGACCCUCAUCUGGAUACCAACCACUACCAGGAACAUCUAAUAGAGAAAGCCCAUCAGUAAGGUCCUCAUCUGGAUACCAACCACUACCAGGAACAUCUAAUAGAGGUAGCCCAUCAGUAAGGUCCUCAUCUGGAUACCAACCACUACCAGGAACAUCUAAUAGAGAAAGCCCAUCAGUAAGGUCCUCAUCUGGAUACCAACCACUACCAGGAAACUCCAGAGGUAGCCCAUCAGUAGGUCCCUCAACUGCAAGCACAGCCCCACCAGGAACCUCUAAUAGAAGCCCAUCAGAAGGUCCGUCAUCUACACACAAAGCACGACCAGUGAACUCUAAUAGAAGUAACCCCUCUAUAGCACUAACAGGAACCUCUAAUGGACAUAGCCCAUCAGUAAGGCCCUCAUUUGGAUACCAACCCCUACCAGGAAACUCCAGAGGUAGCCCAUCAGUAGGUCCCUCAACUGCAAACACAGCCCCACCAGGAACCUCUAAUAGAAGCCCAUCAGAAGGUCCGUCAUCUACACACAAAGCACGACCAGUGACCUCUAAUAGAAGUAACCCCUCCAUAGCACUAACAGGAACCUCUAAUGGAUGUAGCCCAUCAGUAAAGCCCUCAUCUGGAUACCAACCACUACCAGGAACAUCUAAUAGAGGUAGCCCAUCAGUAAGGCCCCCAUCUGGAUACCAACCACUACCAGGAACAUCUAGUAGAGGUAGCCCAUCAGUAAGGCCCUCAUCUGGAUACCAACCACCUGCAGGAAACUCUAUUGGAUGCAGCCCAUCAGUAAGGCCCUCAUCUGGAUACCAACCACCUGCAGGAAACUCUAUUGGAUGUAGCCCAUCAGUCAGGACCUUAUCUGGAUUCCAACCACCACCAAUAACAUCUAAUAGAGGUGCAUGUAGCCCAUUGGUAAGGCCCUCACCUGGACACCAACCACCACCAGGAACUUCUAAUGGCCGUAGCCAGUCAGUAAGGUCCUCACCUGGUCACCAACCACUAAGGUCCUCACAUGCAUACAUCUCAUCCUCAAGAACAUUGCCUGCAUGCAACCCUGUAGCAGAAGCCUCAUCUGCUUACAAUUCAUCAGGACCUGUCCCUCUGAGUGAUCAAUCCAAGGCAGUGGAUCUUCCUACACCAGUAGCAACAGAAGAUGUUCAGCCAGAAGUCAGAGCCAAACCCAACAGAGACAGACUGUCGAGGAAGCGUAAAGUCAGAGCUGUUGCUUCUACGGUCAACCAACAGGUGUCGUCCAUCCACAAUGGUACUGUGCCAGUGGAUUCAGGAGAACCCAAGAAGUUUUGUGCAAGGGGAUCAUCUCUUGCAAUGAGUUCCGAGUCUGCUGUAGCCGGGGGGCAGAUGCAGCUGAAGAAGGAUCCAACAUCCAUUGAGAAUGGUAGAGAACAGGCAAGAGCAAAAGAGACAUCGCCAGGAAAGGAUGAAAGAGAGAUGCCUUUCACUUCUGUUCUUCCCAGGGAACAAACUUUGGUUGUUCCAUCCAGGUGCAGUACAGAUGGUGAUGAGAAAAAGUCCCACUCCACAUCCCGCAGCCACUUGAAGCGUUUAAGUGACACCCUAAAGGAAGAUGUUCAAAGUGUGGCUACAGGCAGCAAAGUGAAGAGAUUAGCUACUGAUGAAAAGGUAUCAACAGUAUCAUCUUCCAGGUAUGACAGAUUGAGCUACAAUGAUACAUCCAUUUGCCCAAGGAGGGCAGUGGAUGUCAGAGAGUCUCCUAAAAGGCUGAAUAGUUGCUCCAGAUCACCCUUGAGAAGUCUGUCUUCUACAUCUAGAAAUGUUCUGAAACCUGUUUCCUCUAAAUAUCCACAGGGUAAGGAGAAAUCUCAGAUCAUGUCAGAGAUAAACGAAAUGCAGAUGUGUUCUUCCAAGAUUCAGUCCGUGCAUCAAUCAUCAGAAAACAGCCAAGAGGUCAAAAUCUGUGUUCCAGGUCUAUAUAGAGGGCGAUACCGAUUUGUGAGACGGCUCUACAGUCAAGACAGCGAAGACCAAUCAUCCCAGCAUGGAAAGUCAACUGGAUGGAAGGAAGAAUGUCCAUUUGAAGAUAGUGAAGAUCUAGAAUUAUCCCAAUUUCUCUUGCAGCCACCAUGUGCCCCUCAGCUCCAUCCACCGCUGAACAGACUGGAAGAAUGCCAUGAAGAUGCUGAUGAUGAAGGUAGUGAUGACACUCUUUUAUCCUGCUCAUCAGAUGAAACUGUGUUCUCUUCCAGUGGUACAAGUCCUUGCCUAGGAACAAGUGGUGGUUUUGGUGAUGAUGAAGAUGAGGAACUGUCACAAUUCCUCUUUCAACAUCCAAGUUUGCAGAUACUUUAAUUACUAAAUAAGCAUCGGAAUACUUGCUUAUGCUUACAUGCAACACAAGACCUUAUCAGAAAUAUAGUAGUAAAUCCCAAAGUCAGGGAGAUAAAGGCAUAGAAAACUGAAUACUUGGCAUAUGCAACCGGUGUGUUGGCUCAGUUGGUAGAGCGUCCGUCUCACAACUGGGAGGUCGGGGUUCAAACCCGGCCACGUCAG
This is a messenger RNA of Lytechinus variegatus (green sea urchin), 6331 nucleotides long. RefSeq lists its product as uncharacterized. The transcript is spliced from 14 exons. The record is from RefSeq and is a predicted model, not a curated record. The coding region runs from base 41 to 6130 and encodes 2029 amino acids. Lineage: Eukaryota; Metazoa; Echinodermata; Echinoidea; Temnopleuroida; Toxopneustidae.